CGUAAAGCCAGGAAGCAGAUGGACUUACUGUUUAGUAAACAUUCAAGCGGGCUUUGUCAAGUUGUAAAUUAACUUACCCUUGCGGUUCUGGUUGGAUAUUAAGGCUGAAGAUACAGUUUGGUGUUUUUACAUUCUCAGGAAGUGUCCGUUCACGCUGGACAAGCAUACGAUUGACCGUGUUUCUGUAAAUUUACUCCAGACCGGCUGUCAAAUCGGAGUUGGGUGUCUGACAACGUGCGCUUCAUGAUGUGAUGUUUUUGGAGAGUGGGGAUCUUUGACACUUCUUUCUCUCCAGAUGAAUGAAUGACGUGUAGAUAGGGUUAGCUGUGAUGUUACCCCGGCUUGUGAGAGUGAUGCAGACGAGACAUGUAGCAGGAGUGUUGCUAGCUGUCUCUUUGACAGCGAUCUUUGGUUGUCUUCACUUGCUGAGUGAAGUGGCUCGCCUCGAUGAUGCAAGGGUCAGAUUAGAGCGAGCAGUCACCAAAUUACAGCUGGAUAACAUGGAUAUUGCCCGGAGGCCAUUAUCAUUUGCCAAUGAUCAGGAACUGGCGGACAAUGAUAAUGAUGAUCUUAUCAUUAUAUACAACCGAGUUCCCAAGACAGGCAGUACAUCAUUUGCAGGCAUCGCGUAUGAGCUGUGCCAGAAAAAUAGAUUUCAUGUACUUCAUAUAAAUAUCACAAAGAAUGCUCGUACAUUUUCCUUGUCAGAUCAGAUGCGGUUCAUCACUAACAUCACCAGCUGGACAGAGAAGAAGCCUGCACUGUAUCAUGGUCACGUAGCCUUUAUUGAUUUCUCAAGCUUUGGUUUGCUGAAGAAGCCCAUAUACAUUAACAUAGUACGCGACCCCCUGGAUCGGCUGGUGUCCUACUACUACUUUGUGCGAUAUGGAGACGAUUUUAGACCCUCCCUCAAGCGCAGGAAAGCAGGCAACAAAGAGACAUUCGACGAAUGUGUCAAUCGGAAUGGGGAAGACUGUGAUCCUGGAAAUCUCUGGCUACAAAUUCCAUUUUUCUGUGGCCAAAACGCUGAGUGCUGGGUUCCUGGAAGUAGAUGGGCUCUGGAACAGGCCAAGCACAAUCUGAUCCACCAUUACCUUGUGGUGGGUGUUACGGAGGAGCUUGGUGACUUCAUUGCAGUGUUGGAGGCAACUCUACCACGCAUGUUCCGAGGGGCUGUCCAGCUGUACAACUCAGGUCGCAAGUCCCAUCUACGGAAAACCACCAAGAAGAUUGCUCCCAAACCAGACACCCUGGCCCGAAUUCAGGAGUCCCCAAUAUGGCGGAUGGAGAAUGAGUUUUAUGAGUUUGCUGUACAACAGUUUCAUUAUGUGAAGCAUCAGACAUUUGACCUCGUAGAUGGGGAAUAUGUUGAAAAGGGAAACCGUUUUACCUAUGAAAAAAUUCGGCCUAGAUGAAACUGACAUGAGACUCAUGUCAUCAUAAGCUAGAGAGAAUUUACAGAUUAUCAGGACUGAUUCAAGGGAAGAAAUACUCUACCAGGAAAUGGCAAUGCUGUUUAUGUCUCUUUGAGGAAGAUGUGCCGGAGGUUUCUACACUUACACAAAAAACGGAUUAAUGAAAUGUUCAACCAAAAAAUACCCCCUUUAUGAUGUUUUGUGAUUUUUCUUGGAAAUACAUAAACAAAGUAUGGCAAACAACAUGGUAUUCUGUGGAGGUUCUUCCACUACUUCAAUACAAUUUAUUCAAAAGGGCUUUAGACAGAACCCUGUAAGCUAUUAAUGAGGAUGAAAUUGUUCAAUUAAUGACUUCACUGUAUGGUGCAGAACCCUUGUCAGGUUUUCAGUUCCUUCAAAAACUUUCCUAUCCUGAUAUUUAACUCAGAAUAAUCCAACAGUGGUCAUACAGGGCAUUUAAAAAAUAUGUCAUAUGCUUGAUUACCAUGGUAACUGACCUCAAUGACUGAGUCAUGCCCCUGAAGCAGGAUCACAUAAAACAGACAUGGUGUAAUAUGUACAUAUGUUAACGGUUAAGAAUCCUGUCUCUUGUAAGUUCUCUUGCCAUCAACCAAUGAAGAUAGUGGAGAUACUGAAAGGAACCUCAGUUGAUACUGACUCAUCCUUGAUAAUCUCCAGGGUAUGCGUUCUGAUAAAUCUCCACUAGUACCCUGGAUGCAUCUAUGGCUUUUCAUCCAAUCAGGUGUACCAAUCACAAGGCUUCUAUCAUAACUCACUUCCCUAAAUCUGAGUCACACAGCGAGCAAGUGUUCGCAGCUGUCUUUGUUGACACUGGCAAGCUCGGUUGUAAAGGCUUAUCUGAUUGGCUACUGUGAAAAGGUGGAGCCAGCAAAGGGAGGUAAUACAAUUAUCGAGCCAUAGAUGCAUCCAGGGUACUUAGUGGAGAUUUAUUGUAACAUAUACCCAGGAGAUUAUCGAGGAUGAUACUGACUGGGCGUAUUUCCUUUAGUCGUUAUGGUCUGUCAUUAGUAAGUAAGUAUCACUUUCAGCUAUUGAGAAAGUAUGCUUGUGAUUUAUGCAGGUGAAGUCAGACCAACACUGGCAUUAGAGGGUGAAGGUAAUUUAAAUCCUAGGGGCUGGAUGUUUUUGUUUCAAGAUUUUACUGCUUUCUGUGACAGCUGCAGAAUUGAUUCCUGUUUUAAUAAUAAAUGUCAUAUUUUUAUUAUUGUGCAAACUGGCUAUGAAUAUUGCUAUAUUUAUCCUUGACACCAAUCAAUCGUUUAAGAGUUGACAAAAUCAUACAAGUCGCCAUUAACAAUGUUGCUCUGUGAAUAUUCAGUGAAUAACCAUUACAACACUGAUUAUAUGAAUAUUCAGUGAAUAUGCCAGUUACGGUGUGUAUAUUCAUGUAAUAUUCACAUGUCAGUGAAUAACCAUUACAACACUGAUUAUAUGAAUAUUCAGUGAAUAUGCCAGUUACGGUGUGUAUAUUCAUGUAAUAUUCCCCUGUCAUGCUGCCAUUGUCCACAUUCAGUGAAUAACCAAUUAUAACACUGAUUAUAUGAAUAUUCAGUGAAUAUGCCAGUUACGGUGAGUAUAUUCAUGUAAUAUUCCCCUGUCAUGCUGCCAUUGUCCACAUUCAGUGAAUAUACAAUUGCCACACUGUUACAUUUCAAAGAGCUAAGUUUGAUGGCAUUUUGUAGACAUCAGAUUGUUGUUGCCACUCGAUAACAUUCAAAUAGUUCUCUUUAGUGACAAAACCAAGUCAUGAUUUAUUUGUGUUGUCAUUUUGUUUUGAGGCCUGACAUUCAGAGCCUGGCCAGCCAGUACUGUCACAUGUGUGUUGGCAAUCAUCUGUAUGAUAUGCAUUUACUUAUAGUCCCUGGAGGAAUCCUAGAUACCGAGAUCGCAGAUUAAACGGAACUGAGAUUUCUUCCACCAGUUCCUUCAGGGGCUGGUUCCUAACUUUGAGGGUUACUUCAAGGGAUUGCUAUAAUAUGAUCUUGUGGCUUCGACUUGAAGCUGGAUGUCAUUCAGGAAAAUUGUAAUAUAACAGAACGACAACAAACAGCCGAAUGAAUAAUCGUUUGUUGAAGAAUGUAAAACAUUAGACUGUACCAAUCAUUAAAUGAGGUGAAGGUCAUUACAAGGUCAUGACCUUGUUUGAGCGUGGAAGAAGUGUGUAUAUUUACUACAAGAAGGGUUGUACAGGUGUUUAAUCUAAUGAAGAAAUGCAUUUUUGUUGGGUGUAUGUGAAUUAUGGGUGCGUGUAUGGCAAGUUGUAUGGGUGUACACAGGAGAGGUGGGAUUGUAAUGGUGACGGGACAGUUACGACAUGUAAUGUGAAGGUAGGAUGAAAGGUCACUGUAACACAAAUCCUCAAACAACAUCAUUGUACACUUGUCAUUUGCUGUAGUGUGAACCUUGAGAUAACAUUUGACACAUGUCAGGCACAUCCAUUUCAACUGGUUGACUGUCUUUGUUAAGGCGUAUGUAUUUCAAUAUUAAUAUUUCUGCAUACUUUGUCUUAAGUCCCUUGACCCUGACAAGUAAACGCCAAAUGGAGCUUAUAAAUGUGGUAGUCCUUAAAUCUUACCACUAAAUGCCAAAGGGAGAAUGGAGCUCGUAUUGUUAGAGGAAAAUCUGCUAUAUAUAAGAUUAAGACCUUGAGUGGUAAACUUACUUGAUAUUGAUGUUGUCCAAUAGUCCAUAUUCUGAUCAUCAAGUGAGUUUGUUCAAAUUGCCUCUGUUCACCCAGCAGAAAAUGGGUACCCGGUUGGAUAAGUCAUGUGACUAUAGCCUUCUAGCGCCUAACAGGCAGCUUGGGUUAUCCGGGGUAAUAAGAACCAGAUUCUGAUUAAGCGCCGCGAGCAAUCACUUGGUGUUUGGAACCGUGCGCUAUAAAAGAUGACUUAUCAUUAUUAAUAAUAUGAUUCUAGCUGCUGCUACAAAUGGCCUCCAUGGUUGUACGCAACUCUACUACAGAUACAAGACAGGUAUAUAAAGCACCAUAGAAGGUACUGGUGCCAAGAGCAGAUUGUAAGAUCAGUGCCACUUCCAAGAAUUCAACUCACAUGUUCAGACUAGUGAUGUUUCCAGAAUUUCUGCAAUGGUGAUAAUCCUAGAAAAGGACUUUUUUCUGUCAAAAAGUCCUCCAUAUCCACUAGGGGUGACUAUUGAGGGGGAAACAACUAUUGCGACAGACUAUUGCGACUAACUAUUGCAAUAGUUUUUUUUCUCCUUGAAUUGUCUCAUUUCAAGUCAUUUCUCAAAUGAAUGUAUAGUUUAUAUGAGAUAAAAACAAGUUGAAGUAGUUUCAGUUUCUUUUUAUAACUGACAAGAAACUUGAAACCUAGAUCAAGUAAACAGUUAAAACAUAAGCUUAUUGUUAUUGACAUUUUCAAACUCCAAGUCGCAUGCUGUGUUGCGACCAUGUUGGCUUAAGAGGUAACGGGUGGAUAACAAAGUGAACGAAUCUGUGCAUCAAUAGUUCUUCAUUUCUGCCAUUGAUUAAUUGCUAUCAGAGACCCAACAAUUGCAAUCUAUCGAUAGUUUGCUGCAUAGUUACAGCACUAAUAUCCACAGAGUACUAAUUCAGUACUAGUCCCUUGACGAGGCAGUGCAGGAGAGAUGAUUGUUAGGACAUGCUACUUGUGAGUUGAUUGAGGGUUUUUGUACAGGAUGAAUGGGUGUCUGAAUAUUUAAUUAUUGUGUACAUAUUUUGUGAAAUGUUGACCUAUAUCGAGACAGGACUUCUAGUUAGUAUUACCUGGAGAUGACAACACUCUGUGAUUCAAGGUCAGAUGUGACCCUUCUAAAAGCUUUAAGCCAAGUAAUGACCAUAUAUGGUAUCAGCAUGUGUUCACCUCUCGACUUUACCACUGUCCAUAAAACUUGCAUUUCAUGUUAUUUACUGAUGUAAGGUACAGUCAGUAUAUCUGUGUAAAGAGACAAUAAACAGUUCUACAUGGAAUCCAUGUAAACUGAUUCAAAUGCAAGUGUUGGUAGACAGCUUGAGUUUGAUUAUUUCAUUAUUGAAACAGAGAAACAACACUGACUAAUAAUACAUGGCCUGAUCUAUGAAGACUUUUAGACAUAUUUGGUAUGUUGUUAGGUAAGUAGUUUGAUUCCUUUUCACUAGGCCAGAAGCCCUGACCAAGGAGGACUUUAUGAAACACGCAAUAGCCUAGCUCGAAGUACAAUAUAUUCCCAUGUGCUCUAAAUGUUUUACUUGUAAACCAGAACGAAAAGCUGCUGAACUGUAAGACUUGAGGAAGUUAUUGCACAUCUUAUUAGAGAUUUUAUCUUAAUGUUCAUCUAGCUUCUACAAUUUUUACUCCAGUUACCAUGGUUACUUUCAUCAGCUCACACUGUGUGAAAAAAGACGACAAAAGACUGGGUUUUUUAGAUGUUAUGUGUCUUAAAACAUUUUGUGAAAUCAUCUUGCUGUUUGAUGAUGUAUUUGCUCAGUUUCAUAUGGAGAGUGACUUGAUUUGAAGCUAGGUGAAUCAUUACUGCUUCCUGUUUGAUGACACGUAUAUGUAUCACUAUGUACUUGAAUACAUGAGGGUGAUCCUGAACCCAUAUUGGUCUAUAGUCAAAUGAAUGUCAUGUGCCAUGAAGUGUGUAUUAUAUGUACAUUGGAUGUAUAAAUUUGUUCUUGUAUUUAGGAGGCAAACAUCUGAUUCUUCCUUUCAUAGACACAAAAUCAUUUCUGAGUGUUUUAGAGCGAAAUUUGCUUUCAGUCAUCAGUAGUAAGCCGAAUCUGUUGAAUGUUUCGCUUUAGAUGUUGAAACUAUCAAUCCUUAUUCAUCCUCAGUGAUCUUAGUAUAGCUCUUAUCAUAAAACAUACCUCAGAUUUCUGUAGUCAAAGCUUUAAUUAUGGUGGAUGGAUGUAUAUUUACGUGGUGUAAUUACAACAAAAUCAAAUUUUUGCCUCACUCUUGUAAAAAGCCAUAGUUAUCACCAGAACUAUUUUCAAAUCCUAAAAGGUCUAUAAACUUCAGUCUUUGAUUCUCAACAUGUCAUGUGGAAGUCAUGCAGUGUAUGGGUUAUGUGAUUGUCAUGUGACAGGUCAUGUGAUCAGUGUCAUGUACGUCAGGUGAUCAAUGUCAUGUGACCAAGUCACAUGGUAAGGUUGUAUUUUAUGGGCUAUUGUCCACUGCAAUUAAAGAUAUUUCAUCUUAAA
Molecule: messenger RNA, 6603 nt
Organism: Haliotis rubra (blacklip abalone)
Lineage: Eukaryota; Metazoa; Mollusca; Gastropoda; Lepetellida; Haliotidae
Product: heparan sulfate 2-O-sulfotransferase 1-like
Exons: 8
Coding region: 330-1415 (361 amino acids)
Cellular component (GO): membrane
Molecular function (GO): heparan sulfate 2-sulfotransferase activity
Source: RefSeq, a predicted model, not a curated record